This is a messenger RNA of Prunus avium (sweet cherry), 971 nucleotides long. RefSeq names its product WEB family protein (DUF827). Gene Ontology annotation, cellular component: cytosol. NCBI's taxonomy places the organism in Eukaryota, Viridiplantae, Streptophyta, Magnoliopsida, Rosales, Rosaceae. Gene Ontology annotation, biological process: chloroplast avoidance movement; chloroplast accumulation movement. The record is from RefSeq and is a predicted model, not a curated record.
CCCCCCAUGAUUUUUUUUCCUUAACUUCCUCUAAGCAAAGCUAGAACCACACCAUCCAUUUCCAACGACCUCCUCUUGCAGCUCCCCAUUUUGAAACUUGUAUUAAAAGGACCUUUCCUCAUUAAUUCCACUAUUAAUAUCUUCUUCCCUUUCCUUGCGUUGAUUGAGCAUGAUGAACACAGAGGAAGGCAAAUUGGUGGUCAUGGGCCGAGCAGAGAUUGACACCAGAGCACCUUUCAAAUCAGUGAAAGAGGCAGUCUUGUUGUUUGGGGAAAGAGUUUUAGUUGGAGAAAUAUAUGCCAACAAGCUCAAAGAGAUUGGAGCUGCAGGGCAUGCUGCUUCUGCUCAAUCAACAAUUGGGGUCUUGGAAGCUGAGCUUGAAGAAACAAAGCGAAAUCUUCAGAAAGUUAGAGAAGAAAACAAGUUAAUGGCAUACUGCAUAAAGUCACUAAGAGAUGAUCUUGACCGUGCAAAGAAAGAGCUGCACAAGUACUUGAAGGCAAGAGAGUUUGAUCAGAAGGACCCAGUUGAUCCUGAGAUUGAAGAAGAAGACCUUAAAUUCAUUGAGGAUGGCGCCGCGAAGUUUGAAACCAAGAUCAUGUUGAGCCAAGACGCAGAGGAAUUGGUGCAGAAGAAAAGAUAUGUGAAAUUUGCAAGUCCUCCUACACUGGCCCAAGUCAUUGUUAGCAAAGAAGACUUGGGGGAGAGAAACCCUUCUGUCAAGAAAACCAAGAAGAAGCCAUUGGUGCCUCUGGUUGGGUGGCUUUUUGCCAAAAACAAGGCAAUUCAAGAAGGGGGUGGGGGGUCUCCAAGAGCCUGAGGCUCUCAUGAGCAGAUUAUGCAGAGAUUAUUAAGUAAAUAUAUUCGUUUCAAGAAUGUUUGUUGUUGAUAAAUGAAGCCUGCAAAAGGGUUUCCAUUAACAGUCAUUUUUAUUGAAAUAAUCAGAGCUAAGGCAUCAUUUUUUUCUUUUA